Messenger RNA from Fusarium verticillioides 7600, 375 nucleotides. RefSeq lists its product as hypothetical. Bases 1 to 375 code for a protein of 124 amino acids. The transcript has 2 exons. Lineage: Eukaryota; Fungi; Ascomycota; Sordariomycetes; Hypocreales; Nectriaceae. The record is from RefSeq and is a predicted model, not a curated record.
AUGCCAGACAUUGCAAAUAGCGCAAGCACGCGCAUUGAGGAACAACAAGACCACAUUGGACUGUGCUGUGGACUCGAUGGCUGGCUCUGGCUCGCUCGCUCUACCCGUCAAAGCUUCAACGGGGCUAUCCUUGGAGCUGAUGGAGGUUGCCCGGGCCACGUCAAGCAGGCAACGUAUCGUAUCGUGCUGGACUCACACACUCCCCUCUGGUCUGUCUGGCUGCAGCAAGUCUUUCCAGAGAGUCGCGUCGAAGCAGUGGCCCGAUACGCCCGAAGUGCAGCAGACUUUUGCCAAAGCAUCACCCCCAUUGGAGGGGACAUGGGAUACGGCCACCCCGGUGGAUUGCAUGGGCCCUCCACCUCGAGUCUCAUGUAA